AUGGAGAAUGAACUGUUCCAGAAGAUCCCAAGCUUGCAAGUGAUUAUCUGUCGCCAAUGCAAGCAUGGCGUACGACCGGCAGAGGUCGAGCGACAUCUGAAGCGGAAACAUCAGUUCAAGCAUCAAUCCGCCCACCAGUUGGCUCAGGCAGUCCAACAGUGGGAGGAUAUUGAACAGGACAGUGCGGCCAUCCAGAUCCCACCAGUAGUCGACAACCCACUGCCCAUUUUACCGUGUGAGCCCAGUGGCUUGUUAUGCCAACGACAGGACCCCCCGUGCCAUUAUGUGGCAUCCAGCAUGGACACCAUGCGAAAGCACUGGCGCCAGGUCCAUCAAUGGUCCCAACAGACCCGCCGUGGCCGGGUUGGCCAGAGAGAGCGCACACAAGGGGCCGCUGAGCUCCGGCGUUCAUUCACCACCGUAGCAUGGCAGCAGAUCUUCCCAUCGGGCCCGGGGUCCCAUUACAUCCAUAUCCGCUUCCCAGAGGGCCACCCACCACCACCACUGCCCCCCGCGGACCAGGCCCAACGGGCCGUCGAUGCCAUCAUCACCGCAUGGGAUCAGGCUCGAACGGCCCAGGAACAACAGGCCGUCAUCCAGGCCGAUCGGAUCACCGAUGCUAACCCGUGGCUCCGCCGGACCGGGUGGGCACGAUACCUGGAAGGUGUGCACCCCCAGGACCUGCUCCGGCUGGCCAUUUGGAAUGCCAUGGGCCAGUUGGCCCGGCGGAGCCAGCAGACCGUGCAGCGGUGUGGAACCGGCAUUUGUAUGGAGGCGGCCCGGACCGAGGCCGGACAGACCCCAUACCGGCCGCUCCAGGCGUACAUGGAUGAAACCAGUGUCCAGAAGCAUGUGCAGGCGUGGCAGCAAGUGUUGGGCUUCAUUGCACGCACACAGGCCACCCAGGCCGGACAGGGCAUGCCGGAGUGGUGUGGUCCGCUGCCCGUGUAUGGGAUGACCGCGCGGCAGCAGCGGAAGUGGCAGAUGUUGUGGCAGCUUGCCAUGCCCACCAUGGCGAGGCCCCAACAGGCGCCCCAUCGAGCCCGGGCUCGGGCGGUCCAUAUGUUCCCCGGGGCCGGUCGGAUCCUAGAGCAGGGUGGGAACCCCGGCAGUUAUCGGGCCACAGAGGGGCGUGGGGUGAGCCCCGGAGAUCAGCCCACAGCCGGGCAUGGGGUGAGCCCCGAGCAUGUGGAAGAAGCAGAGGAGACUGGCAAUGCAGGCAGCACCGAGCCGGCAUGGAUGAUGAGCCCAAUGGAGCGUGCCUGCUUGGAGUUUUGCAUUGAGCUGCUCAACCAGCGCCACCGUGCCCAUGAAUAUGAAAGCCCCCUUUUACCCCCCAUUUUAUCGCGGAUGAUCAAGCUUGCGCGGUUCAUGGUGGUGCAGAAGGCACUGUGGUUGGAUCCCCAUGUGGGGGACAUUAUUCAGAUGUGGCAGGCACAGGCUAGCACGGCGAAUGGCACAGUGAAUGGCAUGGUGAAUGGCACUCCGAAUGGCACUCCGAAUGGCACUCCAAAUGGCACACCGGCUAGCCCAAUAGCAUGGCCGUUGGCCAGUGCAGAUGCCCAACUGGCCGAUAUCGAUGAGGGCUGUGAUAGUGCCAGUCCCACACGCUCCACCCCCACCACGGUGCACGAUCGCCCGUCAUUUCAUGACCAUGUGCAGCAGAUGGUCAGCCGCUUCAUGAUCCGUGGCACCCAUGGGCCCAUGCAGACAUUGCUCGACUGGCGCACAUAUGGGUUGAAGAUCCAUUACAAUAGCACGGCGCCGGGCCAUGUGGCGUGGAUGGGAGCCGAUGAGCUGUUGUACAAGGAUCUGCAUUUCACGAUGGGUGAAUUCCGUGGGUUCAUCCACAGGCUGGUUGGGGCCACACGGGAGCUGCUGUGUGAACUAUUAUGUAUUGCCGAUGGUUCCAGCAGCGCCCACACCCCAAGCACCAUGCCGCUGCCCGCCAUCCCGUGGCAGGGCUUGUAUGAUGAUCCCACCCAGGGGCACCCGGGCUGGAACUUUUUGCAUGAUCGCCGGACCCGGUGGCCCGUGGAUGGCCGGUGGUGGAUGAUCCAGCGGCUGCGCACAGAGCGCCCCGUGCAGCAGCAAUUCAUGCGCCGGGGGGCGAUCCACGGCCCAUUGGUGGCACAGUAUCUGGCCCGGGUGGCCCGGUUCAAGGAGAAACUGGCCGUGGCCAUCCAUAUGACGGCGGGGCAGCCGGCACGGGCCCCCGAGCUGCUCAGUGUGCAGUAUGUCAACACGCCGAACAACCAAUUCCGCAAUGUGUUCAUUGAGGAUGGGAUGGUGACACUGGUGACUGCAUACCACAAGGGCUUCCAUGCGAGCAACGACAGCAAGCUGAUCCACCGGUAUGUGCCACGGGCGGUCGGGGAGUUGGUGGUGUGGUACAUGUGGCUGGCGAUGCCAUUCAUUGACCAGUUGACAGCGUGGCAGGCCGGCACUGCGCAUGGCACGGUGAAUGGCACAUCGAAUGGUAUGUCAAAUGGCACAUCGAACGGCACAUUGAAUGGUAUGUCGAAUGGCACAUCGAAUGGUAUGUCGAAUGGCACAUCGAACGGCACAUUGAAUGGCACACAAGCCGGCACGGUGAAUGGCACGGUGAAUGGUACAGUGAAUGGCAUGUCGAACGGCACAUCGAACGGCACAUCAAACGGCACAGCGAAUGGCAUAUCAAACGGCACACUGAAUGGCACAUCGAACAGCACAUUGAACGGCACAUCGAACAGCAUGUUGAACGGCACAACAAACAGCAUACUGAUUGGCACACGAGCUGGCACAGUGAAUGGCACACCGAUUGGCACAUUGAACGGCACAUCGAAUGGCACAUCGAAUGGCACAUCGAAUGGCACAUCGAAUGGCACACGAGCUGGCACAGUGAAUGGCACAUCGAACAGCACAUUGAACGGCACAUGGAAUGGCACACCAAAUGGUACGGUGAAUGGCAUGUUGAAUGGUAGACUGAACGGCACAUCAAACAGCACAUCGAACGGCACACCAAAUGGCACGGCGAAUGGCACACGAGCCAGCACGGUGAAUGGCACAUCAAACAGCACAUUGAAUGGCACAUGGAAUGGCACACGAGCCGGCACGGUCAAUGGCACACUGAAUGGCACGGUGAACGGCAUACUGAAUGGCACACUGAUUGGCACACAAGCCGGCACGGCGAAUGGCACACGAGCCAGCACGGUGAAUGGCACAUCAAACAGCACAUUGAACGGCACACCGAACGGCACACCGAUUGGCACACCGAUUGGCACACAGGCCGGCACAUCAAAUGCCAUGUCGAAUGGCACAACGAUUGGCACACUGAAUGGCACGGCGAACGGCACACUGAAUGGCACAUUGAUUGGCACGUCGAACGGCACACCGGCAUGGCAGCCCCCCAGCCCAUAUUUAUGGGGCCCCGACCCGGGCAUGCAGCGGCCAUGGACCCCCGAGCGAUUCCGGGAGGUGUUGAAGCGGGAGACCCAGGCCCGGCUCGGCCAGGCAUUGAAUAUUCCGGCGUACCGGGACAUUGCCAUUGGCAUCAGCCGGCGGUUCCUGCGGGCAUCCAGCACAUUCACCAGUGACCGCCAGGAUGAAACGGAGCAGGCGGCGGCAUUGGAUGCUGACUGUGAGGACGGCAUGGAUGCGGACCAGUGGAUGGCGCAUAUGACGGAUUUACAGGCGGGCCAUUCAUCGCACGUGGCGGGGAUGGUAUAUGGGCGGCAGCUGAUGGAGCAGGCGGGCACAACAAGCCACCGGCGGGCGAUGUUCCGGCAGUCCAGUGUGGAUUGGCACCAGUUUCUGGGGUUCGGCUGCGGCACGGGGGUUCCAGGAGAUGUCCAUGCCGACAUUGAUGCCGGUGGGCUUCGGGCUGGCUUGGUGGAUGAAGGCAGCUGUCCAAGCCGCCGUCCCGGUCAGGAACAGGUUAGGGCUUGCUUGGUGGAUGAUCCCGGUCAGGAACGGGUUAGGGCUCGCUUGGUGAAUGAUCCCGGUCAGGAACGGGUUAGGGCUCGCUUGGUGAGUGAUCCCAGUCAGGAAGGGGUUAGGGCUCGCUUGGUGGAUGAAGGCAACCGUCCAAUUCACCAUCCCGGUCAGGAACGGGUUAGGGCUCACUUGGUGGAUGAAGGUAGCUGUCCAAUUCACCAUCCCGGUCAGGAACGGGUUAGGGCUCGCCCCGUGCUCGGGAAACGCAAGCGGGCCCCAUGGCAGGUGGAGGCUGAGGAGCACCACAUGGAGCGGCGCCACCAGCUGCAGACCAUGGACAUGGCCGCUGCGCUGCAGCAGAUGACCGGUCAGGCCGGCAUGCAGUUCCAGGGCAUCCAGGCACCCGCCAUGGCGGCGAUCCAGCAGGGCAAGAGCCCCGUGGUGGCAGUCAUGCCCACCGGCGGUGGGAAAAGCAUGUUAUUCAUGUUGCCCGCGUGGGCCGUCCCCGGGGGCACCACCAUUGUGGUGGUGCCAUUGAUCUCGCUGCGGCAGGAUAUGCAGCAGCGGUGCCGGCGGCUAGGCAUCCCAUGUAUGGCAUGGGACCGGCAGCAGCCAUGUGAUGAAGCAGCCAUUGUGCUGGUCACACCGGAAUCGGCUGUCACCCCCGAUUUCCAUUCAUUCAUCAACCGGUUGGUGGUGAUGCAGCGGCUGGACCGGGUGGUGAUUGAUGAAUGCCACGUCAUUAUGAACCAGCAGAAGAACUUCCGGUCCGCCAUGGCACAGCUUGGGAAGCUCGUUCGGGCCCGUACACAGAUGGUGUUUUUAACGGCCACAUUGCCCCCCCAGAUGGAACCGGAGUUCAGCCAGCGCAUUCACCACCCACCGGAUCAGAUCGAUAUAUAUCGGGCCCGCACGAGCCGCGGCAAUGUGGCAUAUGGGGUGUGGCGGCCACCGAUUCCACACACUGCACCACAUGGAUAUGGAUGGGAGCAGGAUGCCCAGAUUAUUCAGUUCCUGCAGGCGCAGCUCCAGUGGGCCCGGGCCCGGGGGGGAAGAUGGUGA
This is a messenger RNA of Aspergillus chevalieri, 4977 nucleotides long. RefSeq lists its product as uncharacterized. Gene Ontology annotation, biological process: double-strand break repair via homologous recombination. Gene Ontology annotation, cellular component: chromosome; cytoplasm. Gene Ontology annotation, molecular function: nucleic acid binding; ATP binding; 3'-5' DNA helicase activity. The transcript is spliced from 3 exons. The record is from RefSeq and is a predicted model, not a curated record. The coding region runs from base 1 to 4977 and encodes 1658 amino acids. NCBI's taxonomy places the organism in Eukaryota, Fungi, Ascomycota, Eurotiomycetes, Eurotiales, Aspergillaceae.